Molecule: messenger RNA, 1031 nt
Organism: Plectropomus leopardus (leopard coralgrouper)
Lineage: Eukaryota; Metazoa; Chordata; Actinopteri; Perciformes; Serranidae
Source: RefSeq, a predicted model, not a curated record
GAACUCAUGACAAGAGUCAACCUGAGAUCAGAACAAAGAAACAAACCACAUCACAGUCUCCAUCCAGCCUAUUUUUGCGUCCCAGCUGCAGCAGAGCCAGUGGAAAUGGAGAGCAUGCAGGAGUUGAUCCCCUUUGCCAAAGAGAUGCUGAGCCAGAAGCCCAACCGGGGUCUGCUGAAGGUCUACCUGCUGGGUUCAGUGUUUGCAGUGCUGGGGACAGUCAUCGGCCUGGUGGAGACCGUGUGCCACCCAUUCUCUUCCGGGGAGUCACUUGAUGCAGAAAUGGUCCUCCUAAUAGCCCGGGAGCAGAGGACUGUGGAGGCCGAGACACAGCACAGUGUACAGGGACAGGUGGAGGAGGAAGAGGAGGAGGUGCUGGCUCAUGAAAAUGGGGCUGCAACUAUGAACAUGAAUCUCAACAAGACCCACAGACUCAGCCAAAGGAGUAUUACCAACCGGCUGCACGCUUCCUAAAGCUGAAGGGGUUAUAGUGACUCAAGAUAUUUAUCACAGAACUGCUCCUGCCACUAAGCUGAGCAAUGUGUCUGAAGCCUUACAGACAAGUGUCUGAGCUGUCUGUCAUUCUGUGCUGCUUUUUAACGAUGCCUUCAGAUGCAGUGAGAAAUGUUUCUCAGUGUUUUAUGCAUUGAGCACACAUGAAAAACCCCUGAAGGCCUCAGCUGCAGCCCACAUGGAAGAGCUGGGGCUCUCUGACAGGCCCCGCUACUGUCAACAGAUCAUGGAAAUCUUGUCAAUAACACGGUGCAUGUGAAGUGUGCAUUAACCCAGUUAGAGCAGUGGUUUUGUGGUUCCUUAGGGAUCCUCCCACUGGAUCCACUGGGUUCCCGGCAAAUGUAGGAAUCAUUAAAUGUCCCAAUAAUGUAGUUUACUUGAAAAACAGUCCUGUUGAAUAAUAAAUAAAUGCAAGUUAUAGACAGUUGUGUGCAGCUGUAGACAACAUUUAACCCUUUGAAACCUGGAUCGACAUCACUUUUUGUGCUGCGUUUAGAUGUUUUUCACAAAUAUUUAAA